This is a messenger RNA of Nezara viridula (southern green stink bug), 2065 nucleotides long. The record is from the annotation of a GenBank genome assembly. NCBI's taxonomy places the organism in Eukaryota, Metazoa, Arthropoda, Insecta, Hemiptera, Pentatomidae.
AAAGAACGAAAAUGGACGAAAAAUUGGAGACGAUGGUCCUGGUGAGGGACGCGGUGAAGACCUACAGGGCGAGGAGAGUGCUAACAUCUCUCAGCUUAUCAGUUAAGAAGCAAUCACUCUAUGGUCUCCUUGGUCCAAGUAGUUGCGGUAAGACAACCCUACUCAAUUGCAUAUUGGCUGUCAAGCAACUGGAUUCUGGCUUCAUCAACUUGAAAGUCAGGUGCAGCAAAGAAAUAGGAUACAUGCCACAGGAAUUAGCUCUAUUUGAAAAUUUCACAAUGAAAGAAACCUUUCAUUUUUAUGGAAAUUUUUUCGGGAUGGAAGUGAAAAAAAUAAACAAACGAAUGUAUGAGCUUGUAGAGUUCUUAGGACUUCCAGAGUGUGCCGCUCGCCCCAUCUUCACAUUUAGCGGCGGUCAGAAAAGAAGAGUAUCUUUCGCAGUGGCUUUGUUCCACGAUCCGACUUUGUUGAUUUUGGAUGAGCCUACAGUCGGAAUGGACUGCGUCCUAUCAGAAAGGAUUUGGAGCUACUUGCUAAAACUGACAACUGAGGGGAAAACUAUUAUCAUCACUACUCAUUACAUUCAAGAAGCCAAAAACUGUGAUAUGAUAGGGCUUAUGAGGCACGGCCAACUCUUGGUAGAGAAAUCUCCAGGUCAGCUGAUGGCUUUUCACCAAUCCACCAACCUUGAAGAAAUCUUCUUAGAUGUUUGUAAAAAACAAGAUGGUCUUCAAGAUGCUAUUGAUUUACGAGAUAAAAUUUUGCAAGAAAAGAAAAAAAGUUCAAAAGCAUCAUAUAGGCUGUUCCCUGACAACAAUUGGUUUGAUACAUACCGAUUCAUGGCGUUAUUAAAUAAAAAUGUUUUAUGGUUGAGGCGAAAUAAGUUAGCAGCUAGUGGAACCGCAAUCCUGCCUCUAAUUAUAGUUUUUUUGUACGGAAUGGUGAUGGGAAAGGACCCCAAGAGUCUAAAGAUUGCACUACUUUCUCAAGAAAUUUCAUAUGAUGGUGAUCUUGGAAUUUGUAAUGGUUUACCCGACAGCUACUUUGAAACACUUAAUUGUACAUUACCAAGCCUCUUCACCUGCCCGUUCAUAGAUGAACUACAUAAAAGGGAUAUAAAUAUUGUUCUUUAUAAAGACUACAGUUACAUAGCCAGGGAUAUAGCCAGCAAUAAAGUGUGGGGCUCCAUCGAAGUGCCCCAAAAUUUUACUACCGCUCUCAUAAAUAGAAUAGAAAACGGGUUACGGACUGAAGAUAGAAUAGUCGAAGAUGGGAUACUAACAAGUAGAAUUGAUGGAACAAAUGCAAUAAUAAAAAUCAUUUUGACCAAUCACCUUAAGGAAAGCGUGGAACGUUUUUACAAUAAUCUUCUCCUUUCUUGUGGCAUGUCAGAAAAGGCUAGGAUAAUACCAAUGCAGUAUAAUGAUCCAUUAUUUGGCCUAAAAGAAUCAGCAUUUGACCAAAGUGCAUUGCCAGGAUUCCUCAGUGCGUUUGCUUUUUACUUCACGCUGAUUUACACAACAAGCGCCAUUAUGAUGGAAAAAGUUUUAGGCUUAUUAGAUAGAAACACAGCAGCAGGAAUGACUUAUUUUGAGAUUGUCGGUGCUCAUUUAGUUGUUCAAUUUGUCAUCAUGCUAAUGCAAAAUACAAUAAUGUUGGUUGUCUUCUAUAUCAUAUUUGGCUACAACUUUGAAGGAAGUGUAGCACUAGCUAUGUUUAUUAUAGUCACAGUAAACUGCGUGGGAAUCAGCUUUGCCUUUUUGCUAACUGAAAUAUUUGACAAGGAGCUUUCAACAGCGUAUGCAUCAAUAGGUGCUACUGUCACUGUCUUCAUGACCGGAGGUAUCAUCUGGCCUCAGGAAGGAAUGCACUAUAUGCUGGCGGCGCUCUCGAACAUCAUUCCCGUCGCCCCGGUCACUAAAGGUCUCAUUAGUAUCAUAGCAAGGAACUAUGCCAUAACACAUCCCUCCAUCUUAGUGGGUCUUUUUUCUAAUUUAAUAUGGACUAUAGUUUUUACAAUUUUAGCAUAUAUUGUACAUAGGAUAAAUAAAGUUAUGUAAUUUAA